This is a messenger RNA of Condylura cristata (star-nosed mole), 909 nucleotides long. RefSeq names its product transmembrane protein 191C (gene TMEM191C). The record is from RefSeq and is a predicted model, not a curated record. Bases 1 to 909 code for a protein of 302 amino acids. The transcript has 10 exons. Lineage: Eukaryota; Metazoa; Chordata; Mammalia; Eulipotyphla; Talpidae.
AUGGCAGAGAUGCAGGAGCUGCUGCUGCAGCUGCAGAAGGACAACCGGGACGGACGCCUGCGGAAGCAGGAGCUGGAGGAGCUGGUGCGUGGGCUUGAGGCGGAGAGCGAGAGCCUCACCAGGCGCCUGCAAGAUCUGCGCGAGCGCGAGCGCAGCCUGCAGCGGAGGCAAAGCCAGGCGACCGGAUCUCUGAGAGUGGAGGCGCGCGAGGCGGCGCGGGACCGUGCGGAGCGGGCACGGCUACUGCAGGAAACCGCGGAACGCCACCUGCAGGACCUGGAGCAACACAACCGGCACCUGCAGGAGCAGUGGGAGGAGCUAUCCAGUCAGCUCUUCUACUACGGAGGGGAGCAGCAGAGUCAGCAGCGCGAGGAGCAGCAACUCGGGACCCAACUAGUGGAGUUACAGAAACAACUGGAACUUGUGGAGGCCAAGCACACCAUGCAGGCGGAAAGCCUUCGGCAGGGUGCGCAGCGGACGGAAGAGGCCUGGGCCAGCUUCCAGGAACAGAGCGGAGUCCUGCAGGAGCUACAAGGGAAGGUGAUGGAGGCAGCAGCUGCGCUGGAUGCCUCGAGGGGCAGCCCGGAACCAUGCGACUCACAGCCUCGCAGUGUGCCGGACUGUGCGGGAUCGCUUAUGGAGGAGGUGGCCAAGGCAGACUGUGAGAAGCGGUUGUUCCGCGGCUCGGGUACAGCGGGCAUCAGGCUCUGGGCGCUGGGAGCGCUGCAGACGCUCCUGCUGCUCACGCUGGGCAUUCUAGCGCUGCCGCUGCUCUACCUGGUGUUGGUGAACUCAGACGUCUUCCACCGGGGACUCCCGCCUCUCAGUUUGGAGGCCUCCAUCCGCCGCCUGCGCUAUACUUUGUCCCCGCUACUGGAGCUGCGAACGCACGGGCUGCUGCCCACCUAG